AUGGGGACGCCAUACUCCAAGCCGGCGCCAGUUAACGAGAAAUCAGGAGAUUCUAUCAAGAUCAACGUGGACUGGACCAAAGCGAGCCAUUUAGCCAAAGAGCAGCCAUCAAGUGACCAUACUCCUCCACCACCGUACCUGGCUAGAGAACGCCUUCGGACCGUAACACUCCCUCGAAUGGAGAAUUGGAGCGAUGCUCUGUUGAGCGACGCAAAGAAUCGCCUCGCCAUUUCGAGUUUCGCCAGCCAGAGCUACGCAGAGGUCCUCACCAACCGCACCGCUGUCAAUACCGAUCUACACAUCUUCAAUCUCACAGUGCCAGUAGAAGGGGCACCAAUUACCAAUCAAAGAUCUUCUGGCCGUUGCUGGCUUUUCGCCUCAACCAACAUCUUUCGUGUGCCUCUGAUCAAUACAUACAAGCUGGGGGAGUUCGAGCUCAGCCAGGCGUAUCUGUUCUACUGGGACAAAAUCGAAAAGGCAAAUUAUUUCUACGAGCAAAUGAUUGACACUGCGCACGAGGAUUUCUCCAGCCGUUUGGUUCAGAAGUUAUGCGAGGAUCCUGUCACGGACGGUGGCCAGUGGGAUAUGGUCGUCAACCUCGUGCACAAAUACGGUCUCGUUCCGCACACUCUCUAUCCGGAUGCUUUUCAUGCACAGAAUAGUUCCAAGAUGAACUGGCUGCUUACAGCCAAGCUGCGCGAGCAGGGUCUCGCUCUCCGCCAACUCGCCGUGAGAAAGGCAACGGGAGAGAGCCAGGCUGAACAUCUCUUGGCAGCUACCAAGGAACAAUUCUUGCAAGAAAUCCACUCAAUGGUGACUCUUUUGCUCGGACCUCCGCCAAGGCCGGAUGAGCAAUUCGUCUGGCAAUACCACGAUGCUAAUGGAGCCGCUCGGGAAGUGCGGCAAUCCCCAAUUGAAUUUGGCCGGCAAGCUCUCGGAUCAGGGUCAGGGUCAAAGUCAGGGUCGCGCAGUCGCACAUGCGUUAAUCCUGGAUCACUGUUCAGUCUGGUUAAUGACCCACGACAUGAGUGGAAUCAGUUGCUAACAGUUGAGAGGCUCGGAAACGUAGUAGAAGGGCAAUCGCUCAGAUAUGCCAACGUGGAGAUGCAGACGCUCAAGCAAGCAGUGAUUGCAAUGCUCAAAGCCGGGCAUCCGGUAUUCUUUGGCUGUGAUGUGGGCAAAUUCUCAGAUCGCGAUCAUGGUAUCAUGGAUGUCGAUCUCACCAACCUCUCACUCGGCUUCAAUGUCUCCCUUGGUAUGAACAAAGCCGAACGGCUCGCUAGUGGUGAAUCUGCUAUGACCCAUGCUAUGGUGAUCACGGGAGUCCAUCUCGAAGGUGACCGCUCAGUGCGAUGGCGAGUUGAGAACUCAUGGGGAGAGACAGCUGGGAACAAGGGUUGGUUUGUGAUGACCGACCGAUGGAUGGAUGAAUACACGUUCCAGGCAGUUGUCGACUCGAGAUUCGUCUCGACUGAGACCCAAGCGAUCUUGAAGCAGACCCCCAAAGUCUUGCCCCGUUGGGAUCCUAUGGGAGUACUUGCUUAA
Penicillium maclennaniae is the source of this 1545-nucleotide messenger RNA. RefSeq names its product C1 family peptidase. The record is from RefSeq and is a predicted model, not a curated record. The transcript is spliced from 3 exons. Gene Ontology annotation, cellular component: cytoplasm. NCBI's taxonomy places the organism in Eukaryota, Fungi, Ascomycota, Eurotiomycetes, Eurotiales, Aspergillaceae. Gene Ontology annotation, molecular function: cysteine-type aminopeptidase activity. The coding region runs from base 1 to 1545 and encodes 514 amino acids. Gene Ontology annotation, biological process: L-homocysteine catabolic process; response to toxic substance; proteolysis.